UCGAAGACCUUUCCCGAUUGCUGCACGGAUUGCGCCAACACCGCCGCCUGCCACCACAACGCUGCAAUUUUACACGCCAUAUUCUACACCCCUGAUUCUGGCGAUGGCACCAUCCUCCCCCUUGUUCCCCAUCUUGUUUCCCCCUGGCCCGCACCAUCCUCCCCCUUGUUCCCCACCUUCCUUCCCCCCAUUCCCCAUCUUGUUUCCCCCUGGCCCGCACCAUCCUCCCCCUUGUUCCCCAUCUUGUUUCCCCCUGGCCCGCACCAUCCUCCCCCUUGUUCCCCACCUUCCUUCCCCCCAUUCCCCAUCUUGUUUCCCCCUGGCCCGCACCAUCCUCCCCCUUGUUCCCCACCUUCCUUCCCCCCAUUCCCCAUCUUGUUUCCCCCUGGCCCGCACCAUCCUCCCCCUUGUUCCCCACCUUCCUUCCCCCCAUUCCCCACCUUGUUUCCCCCUGGCCCGCACCAUCCUCCCCCUUGUUCCCCACCUUCCUUCCCCCCAUUCCCCAUCUUGUUUCCCCCUGGCCCGCACCAUCCUCCCCCUUGUUCCCCACCUUCCUUCCCCCCAUUCCCCACCUUGUUUCCCCCUGGCCUGCACCAUCCUCCCCCUUGUUCCCCACCUUCCUUCCCCCCAUUCCCCAUCUUGUUUCCCCCUGGCCCGCACCAUCCUCCCCCUUGUUCCCCACCUUCCUUCCUCCCAUUCCCCACCUUGUUUCCCCCUGGCCCGCACCAUCCUCCCCCUUGUUCCCCACCUUCCUUCCCCCCAUUCCCCACCUUGUUUCCCCCUGGCCCGCACCAUCCUCCCCCUUGUUCCCCACCUUCCUUCCCCCCAUUCCCCACCUUGUUUCCCCCUGGCCCGCACCAUCCUCCCCCUUGUUCCCCACCUUCCUUCCCCCCAUUCCCCACCUUGUUUCCCCCUGGCCCGCACCAUCCUCCCCCUUGUUCCCCACCUUCCUUCCCCCCAUUCCCCACCUUGUUUCCCCCUGGCCCGCACCAUCCUCCCCCUUGUUCCCCACCUUCCCUCCCCCCAUUCCCCACCUUGUUUCCCCCUGGCCCACACCAUCCUCCCCCUUGUUCCCCACCUUCCUUCCCCCCAUUCCCCACCUUGUUUCCCCCUGGCCCGCACCAUCCCCCCCUUUGUUCCCCACUUUCCUUCCCCCCAUUCCUCACCAUCCUUCCCCCACUUCCUCACCUUCCUUCCCCCCAUUCCUCACCGUGCUUCCCCCCUUCCCCACCUUCCUUUCCUUCCCCAUUCCUCACCUUCCUCCCUCCGCCAGGCAUGGCGCGACGUGUGCGCAGGCGCACAGGUCAACCACCCGAAGUACAUCACCCGGAUUGGGCUUCAGGAGCGUGAGGAGGUAAAUGGUGUUGAGCGGGGUAUAACAAAAACCCAGGUUGGAGGCUAG
Closterium sp. Naga37s-1 is the source of this 1402-nucleotide messenger RNA. The record is from the annotation of a GenBank genome assembly. Lineage: Eukaryota; Viridiplantae; Streptophyta; Zygnematophyceae; Desmidiales; Closteriaceae.